AUGAACGACUGGAUGCCCAUCGCCAAGGAGUAUGACCCCCUCAAAGCCGGCAGCAUCGAUGGCACGGACGAGGACCCCCACGACCGUGCCGUCUGGAGGGCCAUGCUGGCGCAGUACACUCCCAACAAAGGCGUCACGGGGGACCCCCUCCUCACCCUGUUCGUGGCGAGGCUGAACUUGCAGACCAAAGAGGAGAAGCUGAAGGAGGUGUUUUCCCGCUACGGGGACAUCCGGCGGCUUCGGCUGGUGAGGGACCUGGUCACGGGCUUUUCCAAGGGCUACGCCUUCAUCGAGUACAAGGAGGAGCGGUCCCUGCUCAAAGCCUACCGGGACGCCGACGGCCUGGUCAUCGACCAGCACGAGAUCUUCGUGGACUACGAACUGGAGAGGACUCUCAAGGGCUGGAUCCCUCGGCGGCUGGGAGGAGGGCUGGGGGGGAAAAAGGAAUCCGGGCAGCUGAGGUUUGGGGGGCGGGACCGGCCUUUCCGGAAACCCAUCAAUCUGCCCGUUAUCAAAAGCGACCAGUACAGAGAGGGGAAGAGGGAAAAGAGGGAGCGGUCCCGAUCCCGGGAGAGACACUGGGAGCCGAGGACCAGGGAGCGAGACCAUGACCGGGGCAGGGACAAGAGGCGGCAGGAAAGAGAGCCGGCCAGGGGGUGGCCGGGAAAUGACUGGGAGAGAGAGCGGGACUUCAGAGAGGACAGGGCCAAGGGGAGGGAGCGGAGGGACAGGAGUAAGUAG
This is a messenger RNA of Pipistrellus nathusii (Nathusius's pipistrelle), 741 nucleotides long. NCBI's taxonomy places the organism in Eukaryota, Metazoa, Chordata, Mammalia, Chiroptera, Vespertilionidae. The record is from the annotation of a GenBank genome assembly.